UUGUUAUUUAACGGCCGUUCAUCUCGGCCAUCCAUGAUUGUACAGCAUUCCAUGGUACUGCAUGCGUGCUCGAUAAAUAGACCUCCUGUCUACCCUGGAUUGCUUGCUUGCUGAGAAGACAACAAAACAAUAGUAGAGGGAAGAAAAUAGCCAUGGACUCCCGAGCUCCGGAACAGCAACAACAACCCCUCCAUCUAGUCUUCUUCCCAUUUCUAACACGGAGCCACAUGAUCCCCAUGCUCGAGAUCGCCCGUAUCGCGGCCGAGCGCGGCGUCAAGGUCACCGUCGUCACCACGCCAGCCAACGCCCACCUCGUCCAGCCCACCAUCGACCGCGCCAACUCGAGGCCCGCCUUCCCCCACCAGCCCCACAUGGACCUCCGCCUCAUCCCUUACCCCUCCGCCGACUUCGGCCUCCCCGACGGCUGCGAGAGCCUCUCCGCAGUUCCGGCCCCCGCCCUCGUCCCCAACUUCUACGCCGCCCUCUUCUCCCUCCGCGGGGCCCUCGACACCCUCCUCCGCGACCUCCGCCCCGUAGACGCCCUCGUCUCCGACGCCAUCCACGUCUGGACCACCGCCCUCGCAGCCGAGCACGGCAUCCCCCGCCUCAUCUUCCAGGUAUUCGGCCUCUUCCCCCUCUGCGUCGAGAACGAAACCUACCUUCACCGCCCCUACGAGUCCAUCUCCUCCCGCUCCGAGCCAUUCUCCAUCCCAGGCUUGCCCCAUCCCGUCAAGCUCACCCGCGCCUCCAUGGCGGAGGGCUUCAAUUCCCUUUACAUGCUCGGCCUUCUCCACGAGUCCGAGCUCAACAGCUACGGCGUCAUCGUCAACAGCUUCUACGCCCUCGAGCCCGAUUACGCCGAGCACUAUUACAAGGUGGCCCCCCGGAAGGUCUUCCUCGUCGGCCCGGUCGGGCUCGCCGGAACUCAUCCGCCUGCGGCGGAGAAGAAAGAGGAGAAAGCCACCGCCUGCCGCGACGCCACCCUGAGGUGGCUGGACGCCAGGGAGGAGGACUCGGUGGUGUAUGUUUCCUUCGGGACGCUGUGCGAGUUCAGCGAGGAGCAGCUCCGAGAGCUGGCGCUGGGGCUGGAGGCGAGCGGCCACCCGUUCGUGUGGGUGCUGCGAGCUGAAGGAGAGAAGUGGAUGCCGGAGGGUUACGAAGAGAGGGUCGCCGGGCGGGGGCUGGUGGUUCGGGGGUGGGCCCCGCAGGCGGAGAUCCUGGCCCACCGGGCGGUGGGAGGGUUCGUCAUGCACUGCGGAUGGAACACGGUGAUGGAAGGGGUGUGCGCAGGGGUGGCCCUGGCCACAUGGCCGCGCCGCUUCGAGCAGUUCGUGACGGAAAAGUUACUGGUGGACGUGCUCAAGAUCGCGACGCCCGUGUGGGAGGGGUUCAGCAGCGUGGUGGACGAGGAAAAGGUGGUGGUGCCGGCGGAGGCGCUGGCGAAGGCGGUGAAGCGGCUCGUCGGCGGCGGGGAGGAGGUGGCGGCUAUGAGGCGGAGGGUGCGAGAGCUGGCGGCGAUGGGGCGGCAGGCGGUAGCGGAGGGUGGCUCGUCGUACGAGGACAUGAGCUGUCUCAUCCAGGGUCUGAUGCUGUGCCGCGAGGAGCGUAACAAGUCUAGGGAGGGGUGAUGCCAUGUGCUGUUACCACGUGCGUGUUGUUUCUGGAUUACCAUCUGCUUUUGGUAAUAAACAUGUGGCGAAUCGGUAGUUUUUUUUUU
Molecule: messenger RNA, 1717 nt
Organism: Phoenix dactylifera (date palm)
Lineage: Eukaryota; Viridiplantae; Streptophyta; Magnoliopsida; Arecales; Arecaceae
Product: scopoletin glucosyltransferase-like
Molecular function (GO): UDP-glucosyltransferase activity
Source: RefSeq, a predicted model, not a curated record